This is a messenger RNA of Colletotrichum acutatum, 525 nucleotides long. RefSeq lists its product as uncharacterized. The annotation marks the transcript as partial. Lineage: Eukaryota; Fungi; Ascomycota; Sordariomycetes; Glomerellales; Glomerellaceae. The record is from RefSeq and is a predicted model, not a curated record. The transcript has a single exon.
AUGUGCUUCACCCAGAAGACCAUUUACACAGUAUGUGCCCAUUCCGCAGUUGAGCUGAUCGAGUGCAGAAAGUUCCUCAAAAACAAAAACAAAACUGACCGCAAUGCUUGCAUCGUACCUCUCUGCCAGCACACCCAGGCCCUGGCCACCGUCCUAGGCUUCUGCCAACGCUGCGAGGUGUUUUAUAGAGACAGUGACGUUUCCUCCGUCAGCGCGUCGGAACUGCUCGAAAACUACUGGAAGUUCAAGGCUGUAAAGAAAUGGCACCGCCCCGUCGAUCCCUUCAUGGUCCCCUCCUCGGCGCUUACAGAAACGAGCAUGGAGCUAUCCUCAUCAUGGUACACCUUUGCGCGAAAUGGAACGGAACUCAGCAAAGACAUGGUAAUGGCUGCUUCCGUGCAGUCACUCGUCUAUGCUCUUGGCGAGCCUAUAACACACCCUUCGUGCGAUCUGUGUCGGAGGAAACAUCGCACGGAUGUCUGUCGGAUGGCAGUCGGUGGACAGAGGGCGACUGUUAGUUGGGCC